ACAGAGCUUAUAGCCGUAGCCGCCCGCCUUGCCCUCCUCCCCGACUCCGUGCGCGCGGCCUGCGACUCAAUAUCCGCCUCCCUCUCCCUCGGCUGCGCCCUCCAAUGGAGUUUCUAAAGAUCGCCCCGCUGCCUUCCUCUGCCUAUGCGGGCUCGCGCCGCACCUCCUCCUCAGCGGACGCCCCGGGGCGGGCGGCGCACCUACGGCCCGUUCUCCGCGUCGGACCGGCCGCGGACACCGGUCCUGCAGGAGCGCACCUGGCGUGUCCUCGCCGACUCGCGGUGUCCGCCGCGCGUACCCACUCCCUCUCGCCUCUGCCAGCUCUACCUCGCCCGAUAGCGUGGGAGUACGCGGCGGCCGCGCGCCUCCCUGCUUCGGCCGCGUAUGGCGGUGGCCUCCGCGCUUUCGCCGGCUUCCCCGAGCGUGGCCUCGCGUCUCUUUGCCGACCGGUGGUGGCCGCCACUCCUACCGGCUUGCUCGCGCGCGUGCCCGUGCUUCUUGGGCCGAUGGCCCCGGAGCACUCCUCGGCGGCGGAUGCGCGCGGCGGCUUGAGGCUUCCCCGGGGGCGAUUGCUGAUCAGGUGCACGCAGCCGGCGGAGGGCGAUGUUGGUGUCAGUGUCACCGAGCAGGAGGCUCCUGUAGCAAAGUUACAGAAACUUGUAGCCAGCUUAAACUGGAAGAUUCGCUUGGCUGCUGCUUUGGGGUGUAUGGUGCUCGCUGGAAGAGUUGUCAUCGUCGUCUUCGAGAAUUUGGAGCUGACGGUGCCAAAGAAGCUGGCUAGGGCAGCUGCAAUUGGCUUCCUCGUCCUGAAGACACUUCACAGUACGAUCAAGGACACCAAGGAAUUCUCAGAGCUGGUUCUCUAUUUCAUCAAGCUCUACAUGGAGGAUGUCAAGAAAAAAGGAACCUGAGUACCGGAGCUACAAGCUGUCAAGUGUGCAUAAGUGAGGAAAAUGUCUGCCUGUCAGAGAUCAUUAGUUCUGUAGAUAGAUA
Molecule: messenger RNA, 993 nt
Organism: Triticum aestivum (bread wheat)
Lineage: Eukaryota; Viridiplantae; Streptophyta; Magnoliopsida; Poales; Poaceae
Exons: 2
Coding region: 105-911 (268 amino acids)
Source: RefSeq, a predicted model, not a curated record